This is a messenger RNA of Xylona heveae TC161, 1608 nucleotides long. Its product is annotated as kinase domain protein. The transcript is spliced from 5 exons. Bases 112 to 1503 code for a protein of 463 amino acids. Gene Ontology annotation, biological process: regulation of mRNA processing; spliceosomal complex assembly; protein phosphorylation. NCBI's taxonomy places the organism in Eukaryota, Fungi, Ascomycota, Xylonomycetes, Xylonales, Xylonaceae. The record is from RefSeq and is a predicted model, not a curated record. Gene Ontology annotation, molecular function: ATP binding; protein kinase activity.
GCAUUGGUCAUUCAUCCAACGAAUCGCUGAGUUUUGCGUCCUAGUGUUAAAUUCAUACAUAUUCUUCUGAGAACAAACCACAGGGGAGUGUGAAAGUAUUUCCUCAUCUCUAUGACUGGACUGCGGUUGCUGAGCCGUAUGACGAAAUGCAUGUCCUUCUCACUCCGCGCCAAACUGGCCCAGCUUCCUGCUGCCUCUGCGUCUCGCAUCCCACAAAACGAGCUCGUCGAUGAAGAGCUUUGUCCAGGAUACAACCCCAAAUGGUUCUAUCCAGCUAAAGCUGGAGAGAUACUUUCCAAUUGCUAUCAAUUGCUGGUGAAGAUUGGUUGGGGAACGCGUUCAACAGUAUGGCUCGCACGGGAUAUGACAAGAUACAGAUGGCAGUCGGAGCGGUUGGUUACACUGAAAAUAAUAAAUACACACAGUUCCACAGAUGCCCAUCAUGAGCGUGACAUCGAGAAAUACAUUGCACGACAAAAUCCCUCACAUCGCGGCUAUGGGAUCAUCCGAACUUGCCUUGGAAGUUUCGAGGUGGCUGGUCCGGAAGGGAAUCAUCUUUGUUUGGCAUAUGAACCGAUGCGAGAGCCAAUUUGGAUUCUCCAGAAACGAUUUGUGGACCAAAAACUCCCCCUCUCGGUUGCGAAAGCAUAUAUUUUCAUUCUUCUUGCUGGUCUCGACUAUUUGCACAUGGAAUGUAGAGUUGUUCAUACUGACUUAAAGCUUGAAAAUAUCCUAAUGACCUUCGAAAACGAUAGCACCCUCUCUAAUUUUGUUAAAGAGCAGAUUGCUAACCUGCCCAUGCAAUUUAAGACCGAUCCAACCACCGGGCAAACCGUCUAUCGCUGCCACAACGACUUCGGACCCCUGAACUGGAGGGAGCUGAAAAAGAUGAUACCAAAAAUUAGUGAUCUUGGAUUGGCGACGCGACUCCACUGUGACAGUCUGGAAGGGCAAGAGGGGAAGAGAGAAAUUGGUCUUCAUCCUAUACAGCCGGAUCACUAUCGUGCUCCGGAAGUUAUUCUUGGCUGCGGUUGGGAUUUUAGUGCAGAUAUAUGGAAUUUUGGUGCCCUGUCAUGGGAUAUCAUUGAGCACACAGCAUUAUUCCGUAACGUGCAUGAUACUCAAGGUCGUUAUGAUGCGAAAACACAUCUAGCAGAAAUGAUUGCUCUGCUUGGCCCGCCUCCUAAGGAAUUCCUCGCAAAAUCAGGUGCUAUGGCACAGUACAAGUGGCCUGACGCUUUGGAAGAUGAUGCAGGCGAGCUCUGUAGCAAUGCACGAGAAUUUUUUGGUGGGCCUUUUUUUGAUGAAGAAGGCCAAUUUCUAUACACUGAUCUGGUUCCAGCCCGAAGACUUGAAGAUACAAUUCCAUCUUUAGCAGAGAAGGAGAGGGUAGCUUUCUUGUCUUUUAUUAGUCAUAUGCUUACCUGGCUCCCAGAAGAUAGAAAGACAGCUCGUGAGUUGAUGGAACAUCCAUUUCUCAGCCUUGGAAAUCCCAAAGUAUAAGGAUAAGCUUUUGUCAAUUAUUGAAAGAGGCUGGUGCCUCCUUUAGACCAUUAUAUAUCUUAUACAACCAUUGUAGAAUCAUGAACCUUUUAUUAAAUUGCCAAG